AUGCUUCCCUCUACACCCCUAAUCCGGGCGAUCUGGAGCGACACGGGUGAUGAAAAGGGGCGGCGAGUGGGCUUUCCCAGGUCUCCCGCGCCGUCCCCCGCUCCCCCCCGCCACCCCCGCACGCCGGGCCCCCCGCCCCCCCGCUUCUCUCGGAAAGCGCUGUGCGGCCGCUUUGCCUCCAGCGCGCGGCGCUGCGCUCGCUUUGAUCGCUUCGUGCGCUGCCAGCCGGGCUCGGCCAGCCGCCUGGAACUGAGGACCAUUCUUCGAAUCUGCGGCUUUCAUGACGUCUCCCUGCGUGGUCCAGCACUUUUCUCCUAUCCAGGGAUUUUUUUUUUUUCCUUUCCGCCACUCUCGCCUUUUCCCCCCUUCCCUCUCUCUCCACCCGGUCUCCGCCCCCCCUCCCCCGCCCCUGCUCGAUCGCACACCCCUCCGCCCCUCGGUUGGCACCCCCGGCGCCCAGUCCGGCUCUCCGCUUGCGGCCAGAGGGAGCCAGUUCCAAGACGGCCGGCCGCACCUGGCCGGAGAGGCUGGGCGGGCGGAGGGGUGGGGACCCGCGGGAACCUGGAAGCUAGACCGGGAGCUGCCUGCGCCGCGAGGAGAAUGGAGUCUCCUAACCGCCUCCCGGGGCCGAUGUGA
This is a messenger RNA of Rangifer tarandus platyrhynchus (Svalbard reindeer), 636 nucleotides long. The record is from the annotation of a GenBank genome assembly. NCBI's taxonomy places the organism in Eukaryota, Metazoa, Chordata, Mammalia, Artiodactyla, Cervidae.